Cyphellophora europaea CBS 101466 is the source of this 993-nucleotide messenger RNA. RefSeq lists its product as uncharacterized. Gene Ontology annotation, cellular component: cytosol; cytoplasm. Bases 1 to 993 code for a protein of 330 amino acids. Lineage: Eukaryota; Fungi; Ascomycota; Eurotiomycetes; Chaetothyriales; Cyphellophoraceae. The record is from RefSeq and is a predicted model, not a curated record. Gene Ontology annotation, molecular function: carboxy-lyase activity; hydrolase activity. Gene Ontology annotation, biological process: secondary metabolic process. The transcript has a single exon.
AUGACCUCGCCACUCAUCACUCUCGAAGAGCACUUCCUCGCCGCCACCUUUACCGACGAUCCUUCAGGCGACGACAAGUACACCGAACAGCUGAAGCACAUCCCAGGCCUUUCCGAGAAGCUCACCGACCUCGACAACAUCCGCAUACACCACAUGGACGCCGGACAUGUCUCUUUCCAGGUCAUCUCGCAUUGUCCCGGUGCCAAAACAGUUGCACAAUGCCGGGCAGCCAACGACCAGCUCGCCCACGCGAUCGAGAAGCACCCGGAGCGCUUCGCAGGCUUCGCGGCCCUGGACGUGUCGGUCCCGGCGGCAGCGGCAGCGGAGCUACGGAGAUGCGUGACAGAGUUAGGCUUCAGAGGGACACUGGUCGACUCGCACACCCCGGAAGGCGCCUAUUUCGACGGCCCGGCCUACGACGUACUAUGGGAAGCGGCUCAGCAAUUAGACGUGCCCAUCUACAUCCACCCCACGUGGGCGACCGACGAGCAGAUCCAGCUGCUGUACGCCGGCGAGACCAUCCCGCAGGCGGCCACGACGAGCAUGUCCUCCAGCGGCUUCGGCUGGCAUGCGGACGUGGCGACGCACUUCCUGCGCCUCUUCGCCGCAGGCGUCUUCGAUCGCUUCCCUAAGCUCAAGAUCAUACUCGGCCACUUCGGCGAGACGCUGCCAUUCAUGGUCGAGCGUGUGGGCGCUCUCAGCAAGCGUUGGGGCACUUACACACGAGAUUUCCGUCAAGUGUGGCGCGAGAACGUGUGGGUGACGACCAGCGGCGUGUGGGGGUUAGCGCCCAUGGCAUGUCUGCUUAGGAAUACCAGUGUAAGGAGGAUCCUGUACUCGGUUGACUACCCCUUUGCGAAGAACGAGGACGGGCUCACGUGGUGGGGUGAGCUUGUGGAUAGUGGGCUGCUCAGUGAGGAUGCUCUGGAGUUGGUGGCACACGGGAAUGCGGAGGAGCUGCUGGGCGUCAAGGCAACUCACAGAUACGAUUGA